CGAUAAGCGAUAACUGGCCGCACAGUUGGCGUAUAAGUUGUCGUCGGCGGACACAGGAACAGUUUUUAAUAGUGAUAACUUGUGAUAUUUUAGUGUAUUAAUAUCUCAUUUAAAAUGGUUUCCGUUCAGACUAUAGCGACUAUAGUCGUGAAGACAUUCAAAAUUGUCUUGAACAUUAUAAUCUUAGUGCUCUACCGCACCGGUUACAAUGGAGAGUUCCUGGGGGUCGGAGGAACUUGGAACCUGAACGAGGAGAAGAAUCCUGACGCGGAGAUCGUUGCCUCAGGAGUAAUCGUGGGCUACCUCAUUUAUACGCUAGUGCAGAUCGUCACAUUCUUGUUUGGUACCACGGAGCACAAACGCGCUUUGUCUGAGAUCGUGAUGAACUUCGUCGGAGUGUUCCUAUGGAUUGCGGUGGGCGCUGUGGCAUUACACUACUGGGGAGGAUACCAGGGCGAGCACCAGUUCCAGUUUGUCUUCGCUGAGAAACAGGUUGGCCUGGCCGUCGGAGCUCUAUGCGUCAUAAAUGGAGCCAUAUAUUUAUUGGACACGGCACUUUCUGUCAUACAUUUCACAAAGGAAAUGUAUAAGAAGACACAAAACGUGGAGCUUCUAUACGAGAAUCUUGUGACCAUAUCGCCUAGUCUGAAGGAAUUUCUCAGCGAGGUGGACUUCGAAGCUGACAAAAUUGCUCCAUUAACGGAUAACGUUCCGGAGUACGGCGGCGGAGCUCGUGUGGUGUGGGCCAUGACAGCCGGAGACAGAGAGGUGGAGGCCCAGGCGAAGAAGGGCGAGGAUGGAGGCGCAAGCGACCGUGACAGCCGCGCCGCUACCGCACUCAAGCAGUACUGGUGCAUAGGACUCAGGAUUAUUGAACUGAUAAUCGCCAUUAUCGCGAUCGGUCUGAUAGUGAGCCCUCUGUACUCUCAGCAUGUGGUCCAAUCUGAUCUGCGUCACAUCGCGCUCAUAUACUCCGCUUAUUCGAGUUUCAUAAUAAUAACGAGCGUUUUAAUAAUCGCCCGCUUGUUUGGCGAGACGGUCGGCUGGAGGACUUCUAUGGCGUUUUCCAUACUUGGCGCCAUUAUGUUCACGGCAGCCGCCGCGGUUAUAUUCUAUGACUGGCACAAAUCUUACUACGCGAACCUACGUCCGAACAAACAGACUUACGACCUCCUAAUCUCCUCUGGAGUGUUUGCUGUCAUCAACGUGCUCGUUUUCAUCAUCCACGCUGUAUUAACUUUCAGAAAGGAAGCCGACUAUUGAACUAAUUUCACGAACAGUUAACUAAUUUUUAAGACCGAAUGAUUGUUAAAUCUUUUGCCUAUCUUAUCCGUAAAAUUAUCUUAUAGAGAUUUCCAUAGUUUCAUUUUCUUAUAUUUUAAAAUAGUUGUUUGCUUUAUUAAUUAUUGAGUAAAUUAUAUUUUGUAUAAUUUAAUAUUUUUUUCGAUAGGUAUAUCCUUAUUUUUUUAUUGAACGUAGAGUUACUUUAAAUAAUGGCAUUCAAUAAAAUAUAGUUCUUGUCUCCUGUAAAACGAUUCGUGGUGCAUCUCACAUUCGUGGUUUUAGGUUAGAGAUAUUACCUUAUAAGGUAAGUAUGUAAUGGGUACUGCAUUAUUUGUAUUAUUUAUGCAUUAAUGUUUUAAAAUUAGAAUGAUUAAAUUAUUAUUAAUCUAUUAUCUAUUAAUCUAUUUAAUUUAGUAUAGGUACGUAGAUUAAAUUGUUAACAUACUUGAAUUGAAGUUGCCCACAGAUGUAGCUAUUCAAAUUAUUACUGGGGGACAUUUUUUGGGUGACAUUUUGACAACUGUCAUUGUUGUCAAGUUUUGUUACGUCAAGUAUUUUUCUACACUUCGGAAUUUACAAUGACAAUAACUUUAACGACGUUAUUAUUCGGCAAUUCGGCAGCUACAUUUUAUUGCUAAAUUCGGCAGCUAUAUUUUAAAAAAAAUCCGCAGCUACAUUUUAGUAUAGUUAUAAACAUAGCAGCUAUAUUUUAUGAAAAAAUUCGGCAGUUAAAUUUUUUUUUAGAAUUCAGCAGCUACAUUUUAUUGCUAAAUUCGAGAGCUAUAUUUAAAAAAAAAAUGCAUCUACAUUUUAUUAUAGUUCUAUAACUAUAUUUUAGUUAUAUUUUAUUUCAAAAUUUGGCAGUUACGUUUUAUUUUAGAAUUCGGCAGCUACAUUUUAUUUCUAAAUUCGGCAGCUAUAUUUAAAAAAAAAAUCCGCAGCUACAUUUUAUUACAGGUCAAAAUAUAGCAGCGAUAUUUUAUUUAAAAAUACGGUAGUUACAUUUUAUUGUAGAAUUCAGUAGCUACAUUUUAUUGUUAAAUUCGACAGCUAUAUUUUUUUAAAAAAUCCGCGGCUACAUUUAAUUUUUAAUUUCGGCAUCUACAUUUUAACAUUGAAUUUGGUAUCUGAAUUUUAGUUUUAAAUUCUGCAGAUAUAUUUUACAUAUAAAUUUAGCAGCUAUAUUUUAUUUUUAAAUUCAUUUAGUGAUUGCCUAUUUAUGAUUAAAAAAAACUAAGUAUUUAUAUACGACGCAAACAAAAUAAACCUAAAGUUUCCAUUCUUUUUAAGUUAAAAAUUGUUACUAAAAAGGUGCCUUACUAGGCUAUUUUUUUCAUAAAUACCUAAUCAUUAAGUUUCAAUGUAGAUUUUCAAAGUGAUCGAUUCAAAGCAAUCAUAUAAUGAGACAAAUUAAACUAUUUUUCAUAUUGUGCUCUAAAAUGGCAAUUUGACGCAGCUAUGCACAGCUAUUUUUAUAAAGAAUGAAACUUAGCUAGGUUGGCUAAACCAAGGAAUGUAAUUUGACCGUGACCUUCGUUGUAUUUCUGUUGGAAUUUAACCAAACGCAUGUGUUUUGAUAAAUAAUAAUAAUGAAUAUGCAGCUUGAAUAUGCAGUUACUGAAAUGGUAGCUAUAGACAUCAUUUUUUACUGGUGGUAGGACCUCUUGUGAGUCCGCACGGGUAGGUACCACCACCCUGCCUAUUUCUGCCGUGAAGCAGUAAUGCGUUCCGGUUUGAAGGGUGGGGCAGCCGUUGUGACUAUACUGAGACCUUAGAACUUAUAUCUCAAGGUGGGUGGCGCAUUUACGUUGUAGAUGUAUAUGGGCUCCAGUGACCAGUUAACAACAGGCGGGCUGUGAGCUCGUCCACCCAUUUAAGCAAUAAAUAAAAUCCAGUUUUAAAUUAAUUGACAUUUAAAUAUAUUUAAGCUAUUUUAAUAAUGAUUCUCUUUUUAGAAGAGCUAAUAGGCAGCAGCAAAAAGGGCAGCUAUUUUCAAAUUACUUAUCAGUAUUUAAUUUUUGUGUUUUUCUAUGGUAGCUAUAUAUAUAGUAUUUACACGGCACUUUUUAGCCAAUUAUACUAUCAUUUCGUAUUUCGUUUUAAUGUCUUCUUAAAUUAACGUUUUUUUAAUAAAAUAAUAACUAGGUACUACAUUUUCUUACACGCCACAAUGUUUAGUUAACUUUAUUUUAUUAAGAGCAAAACCACAAUCCAUUAGGAAUAUAAUUAAAGGUGCGUGGCGCAUUUACGUUGUAGAUGUCUAUGGGUUCCAGUAACCACUUAAUACCAGGUGGGCUGUGAGUUCGUCCACACAUCUAGGCAAUAAAAAAAGUAAAAAAAAAGUAAAUCAAAUAAAAAAGUUUUUUUUUUUUUAAUUAAAGUAUAUCAAAUUCAAAUCCUAAGGGACACACGGACGAUGUGUAUAGGGUUAUUUUAAAUUUUAAUAUUACAUGUUUUGGUUUUAUUCAAUUGAAUCUCUCCAACUACAAGAUCGCGAAUAUGAAAAUAGUAAAAACGAAAUCGUUUUACAAGAGACACAAAUUGACCUUAGAUACGUUGAACUCAAUCGUUUGUAACAGACAAAUGUCAAGUGCGUUUUGGCGCUAAAAUUAUUGUUUUGUCAUAAUUUGAAUACAUUCUCAGAUUAAUUCAUAUUUAGCUCGUAAGUAUUUAAGGUGCAUGUAUUCUAAAUAAAUAUCGGUUAUUUUAAUCUUAGGAAAUGCAGAAAUUUAUAGUAUUUUAAUUAUUCAUCGCAAUUAAAGUAUUACUGGAACAUUCCGUUAUCUAUAAAUAUAAUAUAGUAUGACCUGUGCUGGCUGGUAUCACUAUUCCAUUUUGGAAGCAAAGAGAUUAGGCAUUUCAAUAUUCAAAAUAAUGACAAACAAACAACAAUAGUUUCGGAAAUCCGUCGUUAUAUAAGUUAGAAAUUUAUGCUAUUCGUGUAUAUCAAAAUUUGUAUUAUUACUUAUUAGGGACAAUAUUUAAAAAGUAAAUAAAGCAAAAUCGAAGUUGUAACUGAUUUACGAUUUUUUUACUCGUUUUUUUUUUUGUGAACGAGCAAGAGGCACAGGAAUUAUGAAAUGGAAAUAUGUUUUAAUCGUAAUCUAAGUUUAAAAAUAUUUAAUUCAUGUUAAGUAAAAUUAUAAAUGUAUAAAGGGAGAACCAAAGCAGUAAUCAGUAUCCGUCCAGUUGUAGUUAAGUUACUUUUCUAUCUUUUCUUUCAAUCAGGGAUGUGUGUACAUGUAGAUUUUAUGAUCGUUAAUUAAAUAUUAAUACUUGAAGGUUUUCAAACCGAUAAAGCGUUAAAUAAAUAAAGAAAAACUAAAAUACGCUCCAAAUCUUGCAAGCGUGAAAGUAUUUCACGUCUCAUUUCCCCUUCGUUUUUCUGUUACAAGCUACCUAGUAUUGUAUGAAAUUAUGCGCUAGUGAUGAGCAAUGCUUUUCAAUUUAUCAUAACAACGAUUACUACGAAACUCCAUUUAUAAAACGAUUGUAGAAUUUUGCAGUACAUAACAUCUCUAGCAUACUUCUCUUACUACACUGAUAUGUUCUGAUUAAUUUUAGUAGUAGCUUUUAGGUUUAUCUUCAAAUAAAAUUUUCAUUUUUUCCUUAAUCUUAAUGUUAUUUAUUUAAUAUUUUUUGUUUAUUAAAAUUUAAUACGUUCUAAAAUGUAAUUCGUAUGUCGCAAUGGAAAGAUAACAUAAAAACGUAUUUUUUUGUUUCGUAAAUGUAAAAAUAACAAUAAAAACAUCAUCAUCGUUAUACUGUUAGUUUAUAGCUUGUAGGUUAAUAGAUAUAGUAUAACAUAUUACAUAAAAUAGCAUGUAGUUAAUUAAUAAAUAAUCAUUAUAGCAAUCAUAGAUCCGGCGCUAAUGUUACCUUAAAAAACCAUGUUUUCGAAAAUCAACGUGAAAACAUUUGAAAAUAAAUAACAGGUACUUCUGUAAUUGAACAGGACGCAUCGACUAAAAGCUCUGAAUCUAGGGCCGGUUUUUAUUUAAAUUGAAAAUGUCUCGCAAUUCCUUAUUUAUAAAACAGAUUUAUAACAUUAAAUUUUGUAUUGAAGAUUAAAACUUAUACUAUAUAAUAUGAUAACCGUUUAUACUUAUUUACCUACCAUGUAUAUUUUGUGUAAUCGAUUAAAUUUAAAUAAAAAUAUUAAAAAAAAGAA
Molecule: messenger RNA, 5455 nt
Organism: Bombyx mori (domestic silkworm)
Lineage: Eukaryota; Metazoa; Arthropoda; Insecta; Lepidoptera; Bombycidae
Gene: Ssk
Exons: 9
Coding region: 115-1263 (382 amino acids)
Biological process (GO): septate junction assembly
Cellular component (GO): plasma membrane
Source: RefSeq, a predicted model, not a curated record